AUGGCCCCUUCCAACACCGAGUCCGAUCAGAAUGCGCCCUUCAAUGAGGCUACCUCACCGACGCAACAACAGCACGUAACAGCGGCAGCUCGCAGGUCGUCUAGCCAGACUUCGACAUCUUUUCGCAAGCCGAUGUCUCAGCCAUUGAUCAAGACGAUCUUCGUCUUCCUGAUGGUCUUCAUUGUCUUCGUGGACUUGAUCGUUCCUGUGGCAGCUCUGGACAACCGGAUAUCGCCGAUGACGCCCCAAGCACAGAAUACCCACGAUGCCUCCAUCAUGACCACGUCGCCUCGAUUUUCUAUCGGAAUGCUUUGGGGUCCCUUAUGCGCGAUGGGGAUCGGCAUUUCCGCGUCUAUCUCGACCAUGAUGGGUAAAAUGCUCUGCCCGUUGAUGGGCGCGACAGGUGUACUCUGGUUCGUACUGCGCAAUAGUGAGGGGAUCCCGCCCGUCUUCGUUUGGAUAAUCUUCGGCAUUUGGUCCACCGUGACCAUGAUAUACCUUCACUCUCAAGCUUGUCGAGUAAAGCUUGGCAAAUUAUAUAUACCGGCGGUACUAAUACUCGACAUCGUGUGCCUCGUCCUUGUUGCGCCCGUGCAGACAGCCUCUACACAGGAUGCGCUCAUCGCUGCCAUUCCUCCCUGCACUUCCUUCGCUGCCUACGUUGUGGCAUUCCUCUCCGAGCCUGAUCGUGACCAGCCUGUACCGGAUUCUGCCGUUUGA
Messenger RNA from Alternaria arbusti, 720 nucleotides. RefSeq lists its product as uncharacterized. The transcript is spliced from 3 exons. Bases 1 to 720 code for a protein of 239 amino acids. NCBI's taxonomy places the organism in Eukaryota, Fungi, Ascomycota, Dothideomycetes, Pleosporales, Pleosporaceae. The record is from RefSeq and is a predicted model, not a curated record.